AAGUUUUCAUCGGAUCAGAUUUGUCAGCCCCUUUACAGACAGCGGGCGGUUACGGCUGUGACAACUACAUUACCGGUGGUAAUACUCUGAGGACUGUGAAGCCAAUAACAUUACAUGUCUGUUGCACUCAUGUGGAAAGAACUUUCUGGUUCUGUUGUUACUGGUCCUGCUACAUAUAAAGUAGACCGAGACACAAGUUGCAGCUUGUCCAGAAAAAGAUCUUUGCGUCGCCUGGAAUUCUGAAUGUUGAGUCUCGGAUGCCGCUGAUGCGGAGUGCGCGUCAGAGUUGUGUUGUCAGAGGUCGAUAUGACAAGUGGGUCAGUGCUGCUGAAGCAGUCGGCACAGAUUAACAGAACAGCAGUAAAUGUCGGCCGAGCUCUGCAACUAAACAAAACUGUAGGUGGAAAUCUCAACAGGGGGCUCUGUUGCUUCAUCCAGACAUCCUGAGGGUGCUGCUCGGCACCGCACAGCGGUUCUCUGCACGCUCAGCAGCAGGAAACACUCAGUCAGCACAUGUUUGAGGACGAGUCCCAGCAGAUGAGGGAGCAGGAGGAAGUAGGUGUGCUCCACGCACUAGAGACACCUGCAGCAGGUGGAGCAGCAGCAUCAGCAGGAGGAGGAGGAGGGCCGCUGUCCUUCACAGAUGAAGCUCUGUCCAUCCUGACCUCCAGCAGCCUGUUGGCCCGCUCCCUGUUGGGUCACACCUCAGCCAUCAAACGCAAAGAGAACCCCGCUUCGAUCAUCCGGCGCAAGCGCGAGUUCAUUCCCCAUGACAAGAAAGACGAGGGCUACUGGGACAAGAGGAGGAAGAACAACGAGGCAGCAAAGCGCUCCCGAGAGAAGCGGCGUGUCAAUGACAUUGUCCUUGAGAGCCGGGUUCUGGCUCUGCUGGAAGAAAAUGCUCGACUCAGGGCCGAGCUGCUGGCUCUGAAGUUUCGCUUUGGCCUGGUCAAAGACCCCUCCAACACACCCAUCCUGCCCCUCACCACAGCUGCUCAGCACAGCGCGCAGAUCCUGACUCCUCAUUAUUUUCUACACAGAGAAGAAGGAAGCCUCCCGAGCUCCUCAGCCUCACACUCCAGCAGCCAGACAGCCCCGCUGAGUGUGCGAAGCACCAGGGAUGUUGGGAACACGUCCGAGGACUCUGGAUUCUCUACACCAGGGGGGUCCAGUGUGGGCAGCCCCAUCUUCUUUGAAGACCGCCUGAGUGACCAUGGGAAGCUUUCACCACACAGGACAGAGGAGCUGGGCUAUGAGCUUCACCACUCACCUGCAGGAUUUGCCGGAGGGAAGCUGGACCAGGCGGAGGCCAUAAAAAAUCUGCCUUACAAGCUACGAUUCAAGAUGCCAGGCGGUGGGGAUGGGGGCGAUACUGCUGUGGACACCAGUGGCACCAGACGCAGCCAUGCCCUCUCCACAGUGGGACGGGAGGGCCCGAGAGAGAAUGCCAAAGGAUUGAGCAGAGGGGAAACGGGAGCAGCACACUGGCUGCAGCAGCUGGAGGGGGAGGAGGGCAGGAGGGGAACACUGUCCCCUCAGUGCAACGCCUCAGCUGCAGGCUACAGCCUCCAGCCUCCUGCCACACAAGGACUAGGUGAGGCCCAGUACCAGCACGAGAACACGUACCUCAAGUCUCAGCUGCACUCUCUGAGCGAGGAGGUGGCUCAGCUGAAGAAGCUGUUCACAGAGCAGCUCAUGGCCAGAGGCACCUGAGGACCAACGCAGCCCAGGUCGAGGCCUAGGGAGCAGGAGUGCUCAACCGUGCACCAGGACUGAUACUCACCACGCGUUGUUUUCAUUUCAGAUUCUGUAUUAUACUGUAAAAAUUGUCUGUACACACUCCUGUGAUGUCAUCUCCGCUGCGCACGGUGGCGGUGGUGGUUUCUCUGUUCCAUGCACUGUGACAGCUCAAACACACAACAUGGUUACAUCACCUCAACACAAUGCAAACCUAACAGCCUCACUCAGCUAGAGACAACCAGUUGUGAAGCAACUUUGAAUUGAGCUGGAAAGCAGCCAGCAGGCGGUUCACACGACACAAAGGAAGAAGGGUUUUAUUUAGAGGACUUACUGCACAGGCUUCCUGCUGCCGGCUGGUCUACCGGGGCCUGGACACACAGACACAGACAAGCGUCAAACCCCCAAGGCGUGUCUGUCACCAUGUGUGUGUGAAGCAGCAUCAUGUCGUGUCACAGGAGGAGUUAACCUCCAUGUCAGACCCAGUCUGAACACUCUGUCCCACUGAGGAGGUGUCCACUGUCUCUCUGUAUGUUUUCAUAAUAUGAAUAAAUCCAUUUUCAGCAUUACGCUGCUGAGCUGAUCAUUAA
Monopterus albus (swamp eel) is the source of this 2327-nucleotide messenger RNA. RefSeq names its product nuclear factor, interleukin 3 regulated, member 6 (gene nfil3-6). Lineage: Eukaryota; Metazoa; Chordata; Actinopteri; Synbranchiformes; Synbranchidae. Gene Ontology annotation, biological process: circadian rhythm; regulation of DNA-templated transcription. The transcript has 2 exons. Gene Ontology annotation, molecular function: DNA-binding transcription factor activity; DNA binding. The record is from RefSeq and is a predicted model, not a curated record. The coding region runs from base 514 to 1713 and encodes 399 amino acids. Gene Ontology annotation, cellular component: nucleus.